GCCAUAGCAGCGUGAGCGUGUGUGUGAUACAAGCGCGUAAUAUUCAUAUCGGCGAAAUACUGUACACAGAAGAAAACUCACAAAUCUGCUAAAUUUAAUAUAAGGGGACUUGAAUAUUAUUGCACUCCAAAAUGGGAGAUUUUCUGGAAGAUCAACACAGAAUGUUUAUUCAAGCUUUCAUGUGGAAAAAAAUUUGUAGCGCUGAAGAAGUUCGAUCUAUUCAUAGGAAAUGUCAUGAACAAAAUCAUGUACCUGUGAGUGAUUUGAAAGCCUUUGUUGAGAAGAUAAACAAUGCCCUUUAUCUUAUUAAUAUGACCAUUACAAAAGGAACAGAUGAAGUGACUGGGGAAGACUAUUAUGUGCUGACAAAUGCUACAGAUAAUUCCAUUUCAAGGCUAUCGGGAGAAUAUAAACAAAAUGAACUAGAGUUGUUUAAAAAAAUUAUAACGUGCAUUGUAGAGUCAGAAGACGGCAAAGUUCCAUCAAUAACUGUCCUGAAUCUAGCAGAUGAAGUUUCAAUAUCUAAAAAGGACGCAGAAGAAAUUGUAACAAAAUUUUCAAAAGAUGGUUGGCUACUUACAGAUGGAGGCAGUAUUUUCCUCAGUACUAGAGCCAUUGCUGAGCUGCAGAUUUUUUUAAAGGCCCAUUUCCGUGACAUUAUUACAGUCUGCUUUGUAUGCAAAAAUGUAGUUUUCCAGGGAGAUGCCUGUGGUCAAUGUGAUAAAAAAAUUCAUCACCACUGUAAACGAAAUUUUUUCUCACAAAGAGCUCGAGAGAUUUGCCCCACAUGCCAAGCUGACUGGCAGUGAAUAAAAAACAUUUCGUCCACCUUACAAAA
Molecule: messenger RNA, 838 nt
Organism: Uloborus diversus
Lineage: Eukaryota; Metazoa; Arthropoda; Arachnida; Araneae; Uloboridae
Gene: Nse1
Product: non-structural maintenance of chromosomes element 1 homolog
Exons: 7
Coding region: 132-809 (225 amino acids)
Biological process (GO): double-strand break repair via homologous recombination; DNA damage tolerance
Cellular component (GO): nucleus; Smc5-Smc6 complex
Molecular function (GO): ubiquitin-protein transferase activity
Source: RefSeq, a predicted model, not a curated record